AUGGAACUGCAAGAUGAUGAUCCUCACGAGCGACAAGAUGAGACUGCCGACCUAGGACAGUACCUCUCGGAUGCCUAUGGACCAUGUCUAUGUGAGCCGACUCCUUCCGCAUCAGGCUGCCAUCAUACGAAUAUCUUCGGUCCAAGAUCCGCCUCGGGAAGGCCUCAACUGAAGAAGGGCCAGGAGAACAACGUCCUCAUCUACUCGGGCUGCUUCAAUCCACCGCACCUGGGCCAUUACAAUCUCCUACGACGCGCAUUUGAAGACAGCCAAGAUCUCAACGUGAUCGCUGCCGUCGUAUAUCCGGUCAGCACAAGAGUACUGGAACGCAAGGCCGAAAGGAGACAGCAAUGGCUCAUGUUCAACGUGGCCGAACGCUACUGGACUCACGACGGUGGAAGGCUCAAGUUUGAAGAGAUGUGGACUCGUGUUCUGGGAGCAGUCAAGCGAGACGGCUUCGAUCUCAAGUUUAUUGAGGUAGCAGGACCUGAUCAUGUCGUUCCCACGCGUGUAUUCAAGCCGUUUGGAUGGGAUUUCGAAGUCUACAGAACUAUCUUGAGCAAUGCUGGAAGAGAGUUUGAUCUUGUUCAACCUGGAGGGCAACUCGAGAGAAUGCGUGGAUAUGGGUACUGGGAGGAUGCUAUCGACUAUACCAAAGCUGCGAAUCCAAAGAACGACUACACAGACUCGGAGCACGAGUUGGUGGAGGAGCGAACCAUUGUCAGCAAGUCGCGCUUUACGCUACUUAUACCUCCAUCGAUCGUCGGGGCAACUUCACAGCUACAUGAAGCAGACACGGACAACAAACCAGUCACAGUCACCGACGCUCUCUCUGAAACACACAUAUCAGAAAACGAUGCUGGCUCAUAUGAGAAGACGGAACAGGGUAGCUACAUUGUUCCCGAGGGACGGAGAAUCAAAGUUUGUAGACGAGUCGGGGACUCGGAAACUUGGAUUCGCUUCGUUCCAGCGGAUGCCGCGCCCUUGAAAUUCAGCUCGACCCGAAUUCGGCGUAUUCUGGAAGGAGGAUUUCUGAAGGGAGGGAAUCUGGCGGGAACUAGUUGGACGCGAAGUAUGCUGGAGGAUGAGGCCCUUGAUAGUGUCAAGGAAAUGGUCCUGCAUCCGGAGGUGCUGGCAAGGAUUAUGCUCCAACGACAUGGAAUCAAACGACUUGAUGAGACUUGA
Messenger RNA from Colletotrichum scovillei, 1185 nucleotides. RefSeq lists its product as uncharacterized. Lineage: Eukaryota; Fungi; Ascomycota; Sordariomycetes; Glomerellales; Glomerellaceae. The coding region runs from base 1 to 1185 and encodes 394 amino acids. Gene Ontology annotation, biological process: biosynthetic process. Gene Ontology annotation, molecular function: catalytic activity. The transcript is spliced from 3 exons. The record is from RefSeq and is a predicted model, not a curated record.